This is a messenger RNA of Schizosaccharomyces octosporus yFS286, 2639 nucleotides long. RefSeq names its product GTPase activating protein Gyp3. Lineage: Eukaryota; Fungi; Ascomycota; Schizosaccharomycetes; Schizosaccharomycetales; Schizosaccharomycetaceae. Bases 388 to 2313 code for a protein of 641 amino acids. The transcript has a single exon. The record is from RefSeq and is a predicted model, not a curated record.
GGUUUCCAAAACAGUAGCAACUUAGUAAGUUACUCGUUUUAAUAAAGCAUUUAAUCUAUAAAGUCAUUAAAAGAAUCUUAUACGAGUGUAUAAUUUUGUAAGGGUAGGGCAUAUUUGACGGGGAUCGUCAAGUUUAAUAUGAUACAAGCUGUCGUUUACCAGCUACAUGAGGUAUUGAACAUAACAGGGUAUAGCAGACAAAGACCCUUUUUUAUUACUGAUUGAAUCCAAAAUUUUUUCAAUUACGCAUGCAAUUGAUCGAUUCUCUUUUAUGAGGACAAGGAUUAACUGAAAGAAAACAGGAAGACGUAAGGAGGAACAUAGUUUGAGCAUUCUCGCAUGUCAGAUAAAUCUUAGGACGGAAAGCUACUAGCAUUAGUAUCAAAAAUGAACGAUACUAGUGACCUCAUGGGGCUUUCUAUGAAUUCAAGCAGAGAGGAUCAAGCUAUAUUGUCCGACGAGUCUUCAGCAUUUCAGAGCCAUGAUAAUUCCAAAAUCUCAUCAGAGUUUGAGUUAGAAGACGUUUUAGAUUUGUAUAAUGAUACUACUGAUGAUGCAGACGACAUAGAGGACACAGGUCCUUUUAUGCUUUCACCAUCUUCAAGUAUUUCCAGCCGGAGUAGCAAGGAUCUUAAUUCAUUUAUUUAUCCGAUUUACCGAAGCCAGCAUAUUAACAAUAAGAGAAACGAAGGUGAAAGUGAAGAUGAAAGUGAUUUCGACACAGUUGUGUCUAACGAGCUUGAAGCUUACUCUACCUGUGGUUUCAUCACAAACGAUUCAACAAAAACAGAUCUUACAAAUAUUUCAAAGCAUAAUCUGACGGAUAAUGUGAGGUUGUCAUGGGAACUUUCGGAGAAUAAAGACUCGUUGGCGAUGAAUGAAUUUGCAGCUACCAACCAUGACCAUUUUUCGUCUAAAACUUCUACCAAAACUAAUUUUACAAUUAAAUAUAAUGACGAUGAAAAAGAUUUUUCUUCUAAGAUUUAUAGUGACAACCUUACGUUUAAAAUCAACUCUAUUAAUUGCGAUAUCAAAAAUGAUGAUGGACCACUUUCUCAAAUAUUUCGGUGCUUUAAUAACUUUAAACAAUCCAGCUCUGAAUGGGACAUGUAUGGAUUUAAAAAGAAAGGUCCGUUUACAUCUAUUGAUCAGUAUGAUUCCUGGUUCGAAGUAUACAAUCAGUAUUUGGAACGACGUGAACAAAAAUGGAAGCAACUACUAGCUGAAAAUGGAAUUGACUAUUUUAAGGGUACCCCAGAAGUAUUUCCUAGUCGUAGUGCGAAGGUUCAAAGGUUUAUACGGAAAGGUAUUCCUUACGAUCUUCGUGGAAAUGCUUGGUUUUAUUAUAGUGGCGGGUAUGAGCUUUGCAAACGGAAUCCGAAGCUUUAUGAAACUUUAUGGAGGUGUUCUUGUAUUCGCAAGCCUUCUGAUUCUGACUUGAUUGAGCGUGAUCUAUAUCGAACGUUUCCUGAUAAUAUAUAUUUUCGGAGUAAACCAGAUCAACCUUUGGACCCGACGGGUGCACCUGAAGAAGACUCGGGAAUUAUCAUGAUUGCAAAACUUCGCCGUGUUCUCAUGUCAUUUGCUACAUAUCUUCCAGAGAAUGGUUAUUGUCAGAGUCUCAAUUUCCUUGCUGGAUUUUUUUUGUUGUUUAUGAGUGAAGAGAAGGCAUUUUGGAUGCUUGUUAUUACUUGUCGAAAAUAUUUGCCCAGAAUGCAUGAUGCUAAUUUGGAAGGUGCAAAUAUCGAUCAGAGUGUUUUAAUGGCUUCUGUAAGGGAAAGCCUUCCUGCUGUUUGGAGUCGUAUUAAUUUAAACUUUGAUGGUAUGCCAGUCAAUGAUAUUGUUGCCAAGCUACCCCCUAUUACCCUUGUUACGGCAGCAUGGUUUAUGAGUGCUUUUGUAGGUGUCUUGCCAACCGAAACUACCCUUCGCAUAUGGGAUUGCUUUUUUUAUGAAGGAAGCAAAGUUUUAUUUAUGACUGCUUUAUGUAUCCUGCGUUUGGGGGAGGAUGAAAUAAAAUCGAAAAAAGAACAAACAGACGUGUUCCAAGUCAUUCAAGAUCUUCCGAAGUCAUUAUUGGAUGCCAACGCUUUUGUAUCAUUGCUAUUUCGUCGGAAUUUUCGAAGGAGUCCUUCACAAAAAGACAUUGACCGCAGACGCCAGAAAAUUGCAAAAAAACGGAGGAAAACAGUAACUCAAAUAGAAGGUCAAGAAGCCGAAAUGCAAAAUCAUGUGCCUACGAGAUCGUCUUCGCGUUUCAAAGGUUCUCAUUUGAUUUCGCAACUACAAAGUCAUCUAAAAAAAGCAUCGUAGCAUAUCUUAUGAUAUGUUUAACAUGAAUGUGAUAUGUUUUCAUUCCCGUUUUGUUUGUAUUUUACUCUCUCAAUUGUUUGUUGUUUUGGUUUUUACCUUCCUUAUUCCGCUUAUUUGCAGGUCGGCUGUAACAUCUUUGAAAUUUAACUUAUGUUAUCUAUUAUGUUUGAUACGAACUAACAGUAUAUUUUAUUCACUCGUUUAUUAUCAGGAAAUCAACUUGGGUUAUUUUUAUUUUCAAACUUCUUAUUUCGCAAGUAUAUUAUUUACAACCAUAUGUAUAGAUUUAUUGUAGACUAUUUUUAGCUCUAAUGGCUUCUCCCUCG